This is a messenger RNA of Schistosoma haematobium, 5553 nucleotides long. RefSeq names its product Histone-lysine N-methyltransferase ezh1. Gene Ontology annotation, biological process: RNA processing; chromatin remodeling. Gene Ontology annotation, cellular component: ribonucleoprotein complex; nucleus. The transcript has 22 exons. The record is from RefSeq and is a predicted model, not a curated record. Lineage: Eukaryota; Metazoa; Platyhelminthes; Trematoda; Strigeidida; Schistosomatidae. Gene Ontology annotation, molecular function: RNA binding; histone methyltransferase activity; protein binding. The coding region runs from base 2129 to 5212 and encodes 1027 amino acids.
GUUUGCUCUACUCGUCUAGUUCAGUGUGGCUUUUUUGAAAAUGGUUGAAAUCACGCCCUUAGAGUCCAGAAUAAUUAGACAAGUUGAGUAUUACUUUGGAGAUGUAAAUCUGUCACGUGACAAGUUCAUGAAAGAGGCUGUUAAAGAGAAUGACGGAUGGAUUCCUAUGGAGACAAUGAUUAAAUUUAACCGUCUAAAGUCUUUGUCAGAGGAUGUUGAGUUCAUAAAGAAGUCAGUAUCCAAGUCACAGUCCGGGUUGAUUGAAGUAGGCGAAAAAGGUCUUCGAAGAAAUCCUGAAAUGAAAGUUCCUGAAACAUUUGAGACAGCUCUUAACAGCUAUAAAGAAAAUGGUGUCUAUGUUAAGGGCUUCUCUCCUGACGAGAAAUUGGACGAAAUUAUUGAAUGGCUUGAAAAACACGGUGGCAAAACCCUUGAUGUGCAUAUGCGUAGAUUUCCACGAGACAAAAAGUUUAGGGGAAGCAUAUUUGCUAUUUUUGAGAAGAAGGAGGAUUCUGAAAAGUUCCUGGCUUCACCAGAGGCUGCUACUUUCAAAGAAAAAGCUAUGGUUCGUUCAACCCAAAUCGAUUAUUGGAAACGCAAAGAAGAAGAAAACAAGGCUAAAGUUGCUUCACAAGCCAAAAAGAAAGCUGCACUUGAAGCUAACCAGGAAGCUCAAGUUAAUUCUCGAAUGAUUCGUGGAGCAUUACUUGAAAUCGUUGGUCUCCCAAAAGCCACAAAAAAAAAUGAUGCAGUUGAAGGGGAAGACGCUACAACUGAGAAAUUAAAAGAGUCGUCAGUGAAUGACAGUAAAGACUCAGAAGCACCAACAGUUAUGAACUUAAAACAGUGGUUAAACGAAAAGCUUGACUCAAGUACUCCUGUGGGAUGGAUUGAUAUCGAACCGUCUGAGGGAAAAGCUGUAAUACGAUUCAAACAACCUGAUACAGCAGAAAAAGCAUGGGCUAAAUUAAAAGAAGCAUUUGGCGAUAGUCCUGUUACUUAUUUAAACAGUGAAUUAUCAGGUCGCGUAAUUACUGGUGACGAAGAGAAGAAUCAGUGGAAAGUGAUCCUGGCAGCUCAGCAACAGAAAGCUCAGAAACGACGUGGAGGACGCAGUGAUGGAAGACAAAUUCGUAACAAACGACGUCGUACGAACUAAGUAAAAUGGAACAGAUUGAGCUCCACUUACUACUGACUUCAUUACUGUAUAUUCAUUAAAAAUAAACUUUACUUUUAAAUAUUUUCUUUCACACAAAUAAGAGAAGCUAUGUAAACAGCGAUCAUUUGUAAUGGAAAAUAUAUGUAUUUGGUUUGAGAAAGUGUCUUUUUCCAUGUUUAAACCCUAAAUUUACAUUUUACUGUUACCAUCUAUUGGGAUGCGCUUACAUUUUACCAUUGUUAAGAGAAUAUUCAUUAUGAAAGUUUGUCAUACUUCAUUAUUCGCCAGGAACUUUUUGUUUUCUAAUGUAAUUCGAAAGUGGCAUGAAAUCGCACAGUUGAUUGGUACAAGAGGCUAGUGAUACUACUGUAUGUUCAGUGUUAAGUAGCUGAGGCUGAAAUCAAACAUUAAGCCUAAUAGUUUGAGUUUGAGUGCUAUAAGUUGGUCUUACUGUUUGCAUUUGGACUCAACGAAAGUUACAUUUACAACUUGCAGUUGUGGAUAUUACAGCAUUGGUAUUUGGGAUAUGAUCGAUGGGUAUUAAUAAUCAAUUAUGCUUACGAGGUUUAGACGCUUUUAUUCAUGGAUCUCAGCCCAUUUUUCCUAGCCGUUGCAGUUUUUGCAUCUAAUAUGUGUGUUACUAAAUUGUAUUGGUCGAACUUUGAGGAUACUAUGCUCCCAAAUAUGUGAGUAAAUGUUGAGUUGUAUUUCUGAAGAUAAGCUGUAAUGUUUUCACAUUGGAACUAGUUUUCGUUGUUGAUCAAAGUUCAUCAACUAGUGGAAUGUGGAUCUCGAUGAUCAGAAAACGUUAAAUAUAAUAAGUGGAGAAACCUAUCAUUAUGUAUUCUCUUCAGUUAGUUCUCUAUCGUCUUUUUUUGCCAGAGUGUAGAUGUUUAUAUUUCUGUACCUUAAAUCAAGUCAUUCGUAUGAUUGUAUGUACGGCAGUUGAUAAACUUGUUUUCUUUACAGAUGGUUCGUCGAUCUUCAUAUGUAAAUCGUGAUUGUAAAAAUAAUAAAUCCAGCCCAAAUGAAAUAGUUCCUGUAUGCGAGUCUCGCAGAUCCCGUGUGAAAUCACUGAGACGAAGACCAACUAGUUCAAAUAGACCGCACUACAAUCCAUGUGAACGUCGUCGUCGUUUACAAACAAUGAUCCGCGAGGUCUACAAUCGUAUUCGGUGUGCUAAUUUAACAUCCAAGUGGAAUCAUGUAUUUGAAUUGAUGUCUAAGAACCGACGUUUGUUAAGCGAGCAACUGAAUUCUGCUCAUGCUGCUAAUCUCGCAGCUCGAUCUAUCACCUGUGAUGAAAUGUGGCCUAAUUCCAAUUCUGCCGAUCCACCUUUAUUAGCUGAACCGGUAGAAAUUCCUAAUGUCUAUAGUCAAUUCGGCAAAUUUGAGGCUCGAAUCGGUGGUGUAUCUUAUCGUGUUGCUAUUACAAUGAUGCCCCAGGUUGAUCCUGUGCCUUCCGUUUGUAUGUGGGCUCCUGUUCAACAUAAUUUCUCUGUUGAAGAUGAAACAGAAUUAGCUAACUUACCAUAUAUGGGUGAUGAUCAAGCUCAGGAAGAUGUGAAUUUUUUAGAAGAACUUCUGAACAAUUAUGAUGGUCAUUUACAUGGUAAUUUUCCAUUUGAAUUUGAAGAGUCACUUCUGGUACAAUUGGUUAAUGCAGUUGCAAAAGCAUGGCCAGAUAUUAUCGCACAAUGUGGAUUAAUACCAUAUACAAAUCAAAAAGGUGAACACCGACCCAUAGAUUUACCACAAAAUCCAAUUACAGUUGAUUCCUCAUCACAAGAAAUCGAUGCAUCAUCAAUAUCAUCAUCAGUAAUUGGUAUUGUUGACGAAACUGGUCUAGUUGAUUCUAAUUGUAAAUCAAAUGAACGUGUCUUGAAAAGAUCGAAACCAGAUGAAGAAGAUAGUGACGAAGUUUCAACUACAAAAAAAGGUCGUUUCACCCGUCGUUCAGGAUUUAUCGAAAUUAAAGAUGUUGAAGUAACAAUAAGCAAUAGUAUAAUACCACCUAAUAUCAGCGUUAAUCUUCCCGAAUUCAAUGAUAAAACACUGGUUAGUCUCCAUAAUAAGCUGAAAAUUGAAGACAAUAAUGAGGAAAUCAAAUGUGAACUGAUCGCUACCACACAACAAUCUCCGAAGAUAAGAAAUUCCGUUGAUUCACAUCAUAGUGAUCGUGAUUCAAAUUCUCCAGACCCUAAGCGUCUCAAUACCACUGGGAUUCCAGAUGGAGUAUUCUCUGCCAUAGCUGGAACAUUCGGUUCAUCAGAUGAUUCUAGUAAACUUCAGCUUCGAUAUAUGGAAUUGAAAGAACGUUCAAGUAAUUCACAACUGAACGAAGAAGCGUUGACAUGUUGUCCAAAUUUAGACAGUCCGAUUGAAGUACUGAAUGCAGUGAAAAGUGGUCGACAUCAAAUUCCUACAAGAGCUGAAGCUUUACAUUCAUUCAGAACGUUAUUUUGUCGUCGGUGUUUCAAAUAUGAUUGUGCUUUACAUCCUUAUAAGUCUACUCAAUCAAUGUGGAGUCAUCGUUGGCCAUUUGUUGCAUCAACUAAUGUGGAAUCAGAUGCUCCAUAUUGUGGUGUAUGGUGUGUUCGUCAAUUCACUGAUAAGCAAAACAAUCAUCAUCAUAAUAAUCGAAUAAAUGAGAGAGACUGUGAUUGGAACCCGGUUGAAAUAAGCCUUUAUCAAGUUUUAGCUCCAAUGUAUAUACCAUACGGUUAUUCUUCAUAUCAUUUAUACAAUUGGUGUUGUACAUUAUCUAAUCUUAUUGGAACUAAAAAGUGUUCAGAGGUGCUUAGCUAUGCAAAUACACAGAACCAUUCAACUCUUCUACUUCCCGAUUCUGGACAAUUAAGUCAACUACGUGUUCCUGGAACCGGUAUUGAAUGGGGUAGACGUUCAACUAGUACCGCAUCAUUAAAUGAUGGUGGAGAUUGUGCUGGAUCUGGAUCAUGCAGUGGAAGUGUUCAAGAUAAUGGUGAAUUCAACGAAGAAGCUGUGAAUAAUAAUGAAUCAUCGGGCUAUAAUUUACUACCAUCAUAUAGACGAAAACGUUCAAGGAAACGUCGUCUAAAAAAGAGCAUGUUAUUAGGACCACCAACUCGUCGUUUGGAUGAUGAUGAAGAUUCACAAACAAAUGGAUGUCAUCAAAAUGCUACAAAUGGUAAUGCUAAUGGUGUAGUCGCAAGUGGAUGCUUCGCUCAUCAUUAUCAUCCAUGUGAUCAUCCUGGUCAACGAUGUGAUGAUUCCUGUUCUUGUCGAAUAGCUGGAACAUUUUGUGAAAAGUUUUGUCAAUGUCCUCCUGAUUGUCCAAAUAGAUUUUUGGGAUGUCGUUGUCGAGGUCAAUGUAACACAAAAUUAUGUCCAUGUGUUCUAGCUGUCAGAGAAUGUGAUCCGGAUUUGUGUUUAUCUUGUGGUGCACAUUCAUCUUUUCGAUCUUUUGCCUCUGGAAAUUCUAUGGAUUUACUUUCACUACUUCAAACUACUUUACCUCCUGUUACUGGUACUUGUCGAAAUGUUGCCAUUCAAAGAGGUUGGCGUAAACAUCUUUUAAUGGCACCUUCUGAUGUGGCUGGUUGGGGUAUAUUUAUUAAAGAAGCUGCGGAGAAAAAUGAUUUCAUAUACGAAUAUUGUGGCGAGAUAAUUAGUCAAGAUGAAGCAGAUCGACGAGGUAAAAUUUAUGAUAAAACAAUGAGCAGUUUCCUGUUCAACCUUAAUCGAGAUUUUGUUGUGGAUGCUACGCGUAAAGGCAAUAAAAUUCGAUUUGCAAAUCAUUCAGUUAAUCCUAAUUGUCAUGCCAAGGUUAUCAUGGUGAACGGUGAUCAUCGAAUUGGUAUUUUUGCAAAACGUGCAAUUCUCCCCGGUGAGGAGUUAUUCUUUGACUACCGUUAUGGUCCUACAGAACAACUUAAAUAUGUAGGUAUUGAACGAGAUACAGACGCUGCAAGUGUAAUUAAUAAUCCUUUAUGUGUAUUGAAUACAUCUGGCAAUGAUAUUAACCCCCUGUGUUCCAAUAUACCUGUUAAUAACCAUAUUGAAAUUCCUUAGGAUUACAUAUAGACAUCUCGCUUGUGUUAUACGUAGCUCAAACAGUAUUAUAUAGUGGUUCCGAUUAUCGCACUCCUAAAUAUAACAAUGAAAAAUCAUUCAUUGGUAAGGUUAUUACUCUGUUAUGUGUGCAGGCCUGUGCACAUUGAUUGUGUAGAGAAUGUAAAAUGUUUAUAGUUGAUGUAUUUUUUGCAUUAUGAUAAAAUUUAACUGCUUUAUUUAUUUCUAUUUUAUGUGUUUCCGUUAUAUUCCUUGAAUUCUUUUGUCUAGGAUAAGAAAUAUAUAUAUAUAUAUAUAUAUAUAUAUAUAUAUAUAUAUAUAUAUAUAUAUAUUAUAUCACU